AUGUCGCAUUCUGGAGUUAGCGAUAUUUAUACGUAUGUCAAUUCUGCCCAAAGAAAUUUCCAUUUUUACACUUCUAGAGCUACUGCAAGUGAUUCCGAUAACGAACAAGGAUAUACCGGCACACCAACUUUUUCCAACGAAUCUAACCUAGAAGACGACAGUGAGGGAGGAAUGGAGGGUACAACAGAUAGCGAAGGGGAAAUUGAAUAUAAUUAUCACAAUCAUGGUACUUCUUUUACCACCACAGAAGAUGAAGACGACGAUGAUGAAAUGGAUGUAUGUAGUUCAGAAACAGAAUCUGAAGACAAUGAAGAAGAACAACAAAUUAUUAAUAAUUCAAACAUACAAAAUUUUUACAUCCUUCAAGGAAUGGGUAUAUUUAGAUUUCCAAAUGUUAAUCAUCCUUCUCCAAUUUAUCCUAAUAGUACGGAUGCGACUGUUGCUUCGUCAUCGAUAUCAUCUGCUUCGUCAGCUUCAUCUUCUGCAUCAAAUCAACAAAAGCAAAGUCCACUGAGAUUUGGUUUUCCAAAUGAGAAACGGGCGAGAUCAAUUUCUAAUGAUUGGCCUCAAUCUAUACAGUUUGGGUCUUUGGAGCCUGUUAAUAGUGAUAUAUCGAGUAGACCGAAUCAAAAUUUAAGAUCAACGCAAUUAUCUUCAUCUCCACCACUGCCCAAUAACAACAGAUCAGCAGGAAAUGGAGAAUCUUUCUUUGGUUUCUCACCAGACAACGAUGCUGUUCGUCCUGCGCAUCAUACACCUAUAUCACCACCUCCAUAUAUAUUGGGAAAUUAUUCAUCAAAUCGUACGAGGGUUUUCUCCGCAAAUUCGCGAUCUUCAUCUGCAGUUGUUACGACUCCAUCAACCGAACCUACAUAUGCUCGUUUACAUUCUCAACCACCGUCUUUCUUUUAUCAUCGGACAAUGUUUAAUCCACCCCCAAGAAGGAACUUUAAUCAGACAGUCCCUCAACCUGUCGAGCCACGAAGGCCCACUUCUACACCUAAUCACAAUGUUGAUGAACAACAAGGUUAUAGUUCUAAUUUUGCUCCUGCUAGUCCAGAUAUACCGAUCGUUAUGUAUCCCGAAGUAUUUCAACCACCAGAGAGAAGACCUCCUCAUCACCAUACUAUUCCGGGUUUAUCACAGGCUUCAAGGACAUCGCCAACGUCAUCUUCAAUACCCCCCAGAUGGACACCUCGAGACCCUAGAGGGCAAGUUGCUAGGAUACUUGGAAAUGAAGAAGAACAGGACAAUCUUACUGAAUUACCGGAAAAUUCAGAUAGUGAAGUAAAUAUAACAACAUCUACCGCAGUUCGUCCUCAAUUUAGGCCACCUAGACGUCACGAGUCACGUCAAGAUAAUAAUGCACUCGAUCAUCCUCGCUCUAGAACGCUGGCAGCGUUAGCUGCAGCUACUGCAGCAAGAACGAAUUCUACAAAUGACGGUUCACUGUCUGCUGAUGAACAAAUAGCGAGAAGAAUGCAAGCAUAUGAAUACAGUAGUAUUCAAAACACUAAUGUUUUAGCUAGAUUCCUAGGUGCUGGCAGAGCCCGUUCUAAUGCAAAUCGUCGAGAAACAACUUCGGGUUCAUCAUCUUCAUCGCGCAACGAAUCUUCUAGAAGGAACGCAUCAACGCGUGGAACCGCAAGAUUACCAGAAAUUUUAUCCCAUGAGCGUAAUCACCAUGAAGAACGUGGUAACGAACCUCCUCGAAGUCGUGGUCACGGCUCACGAGGUAGUCAAUCUAGAAAUGGUGGAAGGUCAAGCAGUGCGAGCAAUUAUCUACACCAUCAUUUUAUCCCACAUUAUCCUUUAUUGGGGAAUCUUAUUGAUUCAGGUGAAAUAGAAUUGGAAGACUUUUUGGAUCUAUGGCCUGUUUGGGGUAAUGGUAUUGCAGCAAAUCCGGAUAAUUAUCUAGAUGAGGAUGAGUUUGACUCCAGCUACGAAGGUUUACUUCGAUUAUGCGAACGUAUCGGUGAUGCAAAACCUAAGGGUGUUUCCGAAGAUGUCAUAAAAACCCUACCGGCAAAAACGUUUAUAAUGGGCAAGAGCAAAACUGCUGAAGAGAGAUGCACAAUAUGUUUAACGGGUUAUGAAAGCAAUGAUCUACUCCGAGAUUUGCCUUGUUCGCACGAUUUUCAUCAAGAUUGUAUCGACUCCUGGUUUAAAAAUUCCGACAAAUGUCCAAUUUGUCGACGUAGCAUAGUGGAAAGAUGA
Messenger RNA from Funneliformis mosseae, 2217 nucleotides. NCBI's taxonomy places the organism in Eukaryota, Fungi, Glomeromycota, Glomeromycetes, Glomerales, Glomeraceae. The record is from the annotation of a GenBank genome assembly.